CUUUGCCUUCACUUGGAGCAUAUCUGCGGCAGCAUCAAGCAAGCAACGAUGAGCAGCAACAGGCUCCUUUUUUUUGCAUUCACUUUCCAUUCACAUAUCAUCCAAACACCAUUCGCAUCGCAUCCAAUAUGGUUAGGACACGAGAAAAUUUAUCUAGACGUGGUUCACAUGAUGCACCCGAGAGUUCUACACAGGGUGCUGCACGGAGGAGACUGACCGGUUCAGCUCGUAGAAGGGGUCAGCACGAGGCUAAUGUUGUUCAGGAUAAUGUUGUUGAGCAUGAGGCCUUCGAUGUUGCUCAGGACGAGGAGCAGGGGAUUGGUAACGAUGGUGCAACAUUUCCAAGUGGUCUCUCUGAUACAUCUUUAUUGACUCGGUACCAGGAUCAUGUUGCACGGAUCAUAUGGGAUGGUCAGGAUCGAGUUGUGAAAGUAGUCUCCCAUAUUAAAAAAGUGAAAAAAUUAGGACCUCCUCACCCUUCUAUUCUCCCCUUUGUGGUAGCUUCUGGAUUAUCGCCUCUGUGCGAUAUUUUAUAUGAAUAUCCCGAUAUUGGGUUAAUAUUGGGUUUCGUGGAGAGAUGGCAUCCCGAGACUAAUACUUUUCAUCUACCAAUUGGUGAGAUGACCAUCACUCUAGAUGACGUCUGGUCGCUCCUUCAUCUUCCCAUCAUUGGACAAUUUUGCUCCAUUGAAAAUCUUGAAUAUGAAAAUUCAGUUGAGAUUUUGAUUACACUUCUUGUUGUUGAUCGGGUCAUGGCUUGCGAUGAGUUGAAUCAAAGUCAGGAUGGACAGGUCAGACUUAGCUGGUUGAGAGAGUUGUAUGAUAGUUGUUGUGAUAACGAACUAUGGGAGUUUGCUGCACGUGCAUAUCUUUUGCACCUUGUAGGGUGCAUGAUAUUUGCAAAUAAAAGCGACACCUAUGUUCGUACAUAUUACCUCGAUUUAUUUAGAGAUCUCCUUACAUGUCGUAAAUAUGUUUGAGGAGUUGCUGCUCUUGUCUACUUAUAUGAGCAGCUAGGAGAUGCCAGCUUUGCAAAUACAAAGCAAUUAGGUGGAUAUCUACCUCUUCUAUAGGUACGCUUUUAUAUUACAUUUUGUUCAAUAUUUUACUUGUUUUUUUUCUUCUAUAUCACAAUAGUUAAAUGAAAUGUUAUUUGAUACAUGCUUGGAUAUACGAGCACUUCCCUGCAUUGGGAAGGAAGCAAUUACGGGAUACAUAUGUGGAGACCGAACCCCGUGCCAGAUGUUAUGUCACUGGACGCGCUACUUGCGCUAUAAUUGAUGUUAGAGUCCAGCCUUGACAUAUGAUGAGGUGAUUUGGAACCCACAUGUAGCACAUAGAGCUGGUCGACCACUUGUAGUAUCUGCCAUGUUUUAUGGCUUCCUGAGGCUUGGUAUCCUCAUACACUGUCAUCUGCCGGAGCGUGUGCUGCGACAAUUUGGCUUCAUGCAGCCUAUUCCACGACCGCCGAGUUCACUUCCCAUGUUGGACUUUGCCACUAUUGAUGAUCGGUGGAGAGACUACAAUCAGUUUAUCGUAAUUCAGGUGGUCCUCGUGCCAACUUCUUUUUCAUGUUUAGAUGGAUAUUUGCAGUGGUUUAAGAGGGUCUCCCAUCCUUACAUUUUACGCGGAGUUGAGACUGAGCGACCCAGCCUUGUGGUUAUGCCCCGACUUCGUCGAAAUUUGCCAGAUGACAUACCAAUUCAGAGGACGUCAGAGUCAUCAUCUUCUGGUGGUUUAUUGGGUGCCAUAAAACGAAUUGUCAACGGUCUUCAGCGGAUGAUAGAUUGCAAAGACGUUAGUGAGGGCACAAUUGCUUGGGAUCGCACACAUGAGUUAUUACAAAUAGCUCGUGAUGCAAUAGAAGAGGAAGAGACUAGAGGAGGACAUAGAGUUUGAGGUCGACGACCAUCUACCUCUGGAUAAUCGAUUUACUUUAUAUUU
This is a messenger RNA of Vigna unguiculata (cowpea), 1944 nucleotides long. The record is from RefSeq and is a predicted model, not a curated record. NCBI's taxonomy places the organism in Eukaryota, Viridiplantae, Streptophyta, Magnoliopsida, Fabales, Fabaceae.